GUCAGGUUGUAAAUUUGUAGAUGCACUGUUUUCUUUGUUUUGAAUGACUUAUAAGUUUUUAGAUUUGUGUCUUAGUAGCUUUUUGUUUUUACAUAUCUUAUACCUCUUGCUAUAGAUUUGUGUCUUAAGGAUUCAUGUAUUGGUUACAUUUGUUGCAGCUUAUGAGAAACAAAUUGAUCUUGUUUGAAUAUGACAAUCACUAAGUUUGUAGAAUUGAAGAUGGACAAUGAGAGUAGAUUUAAGGGGAAGAAGUCAAGACCAAAGUUUGUCUCAGUCUCCGAAUUCCAUUGAGUGCCAUGACAUUGUUGGUGUUGAUUCCGAAAAGAGAAAGACAUCGAUGGUGAUGACUCUGGUAUAAAAAGAUUUAGGGUAAUGAUAACGUUGUAAAUUUUGCCUCAGCAAACUAUCUUGGGCUUAUAGGUCAUCAGAAGUUACUUGACUCAUGUUCAUCUGCUUUAGAGAAAUAUGGCGUUGGUUCUUGUGGUCCCCGUGGGUUUUAUGGAACAAUUGAUGUCCAUCUUGAUUGUGAAGCGAGAAUAGCAAAUUUUUAGGAACACCUGAUUCAAUUCUGUACUCUUAUGGACUUUCGACCAUGUUCAGUGCUAUUCCCGCAUUCUCUAAAAAAGGAGAUAUAAUUGUGGCAGACGAGGGAGUCCACUGGGGAAUACAAAAUGGCCUUUAUCUUUCUAGAAGCACAGUCGUAUAUUUUAAGCACAAUGACAUGGAUUCUUUAAGUAAAACUUUAGAGAACAUUACUUCCAAAUAUAAGGGGACAAAAAAUUUGAGGCGAUAUAUUGUCGUUGAAGCUCUCUACCAGAAUUCUGGCCAAAUAGCACCCUUAGAUGAGAUCAUUAAAUUGAAGGAAAAAUAUCGUUUUCGUAUUUUAUUGGAUGAGAGCAACUCGUUUGGUGUACUUGGAAGUUCUGGAAGAGGUCUCACCGAACACUAUGGAGUACCAGUUGAGAAAUUAGAUCUUAUAACUGCUGCUAUGGGACAUGCAUUGGCCACAGAAGGAGGAUUCUGCACCGGAAGUGCAAGAGUUAUUGAUCAUCAACGGUUGAGUAGUUCUGGCUAUGUCUUUUCUGCUUCUUUGCCUCCAUAUCUUGCAAGUGCUGCAAUUACAGCUAUUGAUGUCCUUGAUGAAAAUCCCAAUCUGUUAACAAAAUUGAAGAACAACAUUGCUGUGUUAUGGAAAGGGCUGUCGAGAAUACCAAGCUUCACAAUCGCAAGUCAUCCAGAGUCACCAAUUGUUUAUUUGAGAUUAAAGCAGUCAACAGGUUCUUUGAAAGAUGACCUACAACUGCUUGAAAAUAUUGCCGAGCGAACUUUGAAAGAAGAUUCUGUAUUUGUGGCGGCUUCAAGAAGAUCAACAUUGGACAAGUGUAAAUUGCCUGUAGGAAUUAGAUUGUUUGUUUCUGCAGGGCAUGAAGAGUCUGAUCUUCACAAAGCAUCUGAAUCAUUGGAAAGGGUUGCCGCAAUAGUCCUUGGCGGUCGUAAUUGAAAGUUGUACUGUACACCUCUCUUUCUUUUCAUGUUCCAAAAUGUCAAUUCUAUUCAACUCUUAGCCGAGAAAUUUUGAAAUCCAGGCAGAUAAAUGAAGUUCUGUAGUUGGUAAUUUAUGUAAUAUUUUCCGGGCUAGCUUAGGGUAACAAUUUUUUUGGGAAUGCUAUUCUUUGAUAUGCGUUGAGUGGUGGAAUAAGGAUUUAAGUUUCUAAUCAUCAUCUGGGAAAUGCUUAUAAAUUAUAUUAGGCUUAAUUUUCUUUUUGUGUUGACUCCUUGUAUAUCAAUUUCAAUGUUACAUUAUUAUUUCA
Lathyrus oleraceus (garden pea) is the source of this 1811-nucleotide messenger RNA. Its product is annotated as long chain base biosynthesis protein 1. Gene Ontology annotation, cellular component: endoplasmic reticulum. Gene Ontology annotation, biological process: sphingosine biosynthetic process; ceramide biosynthetic process. Gene Ontology annotation, molecular function: pyridoxal phosphate binding; serine C-palmitoyltransferase activity. Bases 593 to 1501 code for a protein of 302 amino acids. The record is from RefSeq and is a predicted model, not a curated record. Lineage: Eukaryota; Viridiplantae; Streptophyta; Magnoliopsida; Fabales; Fabaceae. The transcript has 9 exons.